Molecule: messenger RNA, 1335 nt
Organism: Rhizophagus irregularis DAOM 181602=DAOM 197198
Lineage: Eukaryota; Fungi; Glomeromycota; Glomeromycetes; Glomerales; Glomeraceae
Source: RefSeq, a predicted model, not a curated record
AUGAGCAAUAUCAUCGAAAUGGCACGGUCGUUCAAUUGUUUACUUCUAAACUCUGAUAUUCUAAUUCCGGUUUCCUUUUUCAAUGAUAAUACUGGAAAGUUCGCCAUUCUUCAACAAGAUGAUCAUAAACAAAAAGUCUACUUAAGCGAACUUACAGUUGUACUUCUCAAAAAUGAUAUUUGUAGUAAGGCAAAUGUUAAUUCCAACAAUACGAAACUUUGGAAAGUUAAUGUUAAGAAAAGAGAGAUCAAAGAUAAAAAUGUUUCUACCGAAGAAGACAUUGUACAAAAACUUGGUGGAAAAGAAAUGGAACUUCAAGAACUGUUUGAAGAAUAUUUUCAAGAUGAAUUAAAUAAUAAUAAUCAAAAUUUUAAAGUGUCUAACAUUCACGUCAUCGCCAUUAUUCCCACCACUGGUAACACUGCCCCCGUUUUUGUUACUGACUUUUAUGAGGAAGAUAUCGAUGCUAUAGUUGGUGAUUUACAAAUGACCUUUCCUCAUGUUCUUGAUGUCGAUGAACCUUUUUUUCGUAAACUGGCUCGGAAACUCGCCGUAAUUUGGAAACGUUCACAUGACUUUUCACUCGCAACUCCGAACUACCCAUACUAUAAGCUGAACCAGAGCCCUUCAAUUUUAAAAACAUGUCUACCCUAUGGUGUUACUAAAACGACGUGUAAUGAAAUCGAUCCUCGCCUCCCUCCUUUUAAAGCGAAUUCUAAAAUGAUCUAUGAGAAUCCCCUAUACUACGAUCCGCAAUUUCAAGAGACCGUUAAUUUGGUGCGAGAGAGAAUUAAAGAGCACGGACAAGAUGUUAUUGUGCUUGCCGGAGUCUCAGGAGGGGGUAAAACGUCAACCACAUUCGCCAUUGCUGCAGAACAAUGGGGAAUACAUGUGGACUGUUCCCAUAUUAUUUCAGAUUAUAAUAAUAAAUUGUCUCGUGAACUCGGUGAAAUUAAAGCGUUACAUCCACAUUUCAAAGAAAUCGAACAACAAAAUUGGGCACUUCGCAGUCUUGACAUAGAAUUCGCUUUACGUGUAUUAAUACUAGUCAAAAUGCUUGUAGAGAAAAAAAUCAAAACACCAAAGGAUUGGCUAUUAGCACAACUUCAUGGUUUAGAUAAGUCUAGUAUGGAACUUCUUCGAGAAAACCUGUCAGGACUAAGCGCAGGAGAAUUUUCGGACCUUUUAGUGUUCAUUAAUAAAUGCCUUAAGAUUGAACGGAUCCUCUUUAUCCAAGAUGAGGCGCAAUGUCUUUGUCGACCUGAAUUCGGAGAUUACGUUGGAAGUAGUGAAGCGGGAACUCCAUGGAAUCUUUUGCCUAUACUCAUCACAUGA